AUGUUGUUUAGACUUCCAAUGCUACUAUUGAAACUCCUCGGGGUUACAUUUUUCAUAUGGAUAACAUUAACCACAAUAAUACCCCAAACAUUACUAAAAUAUACUAAUUGUCAAAUUCAACAGAAUAAAUUUGAAAAAUCGAAUUACCCAUAUAAUUCGAUAACUUCACCUACACCAUUACCAUUGCUGAAUAGUAGUGUAUAUUUUAUAAUUGGCCAUCCCGAUGAUGAAGUGAUGUUUUUCAGUCCUUCAUUGAUUGAAAUAACCAAGAAGAAACAUAAUAAUGAUGUUAAAUUAAUAUGUUUUUCUAAAGGAGAUGCGGUUGAUGAAUCUUUUGGAAAGAUAAGAGCUGAAGAAUUGAAGCAAUCAGCUAGAAUUAUUGGAAUUGAAUCAGAAAAUGUAAUCAUACUCGAUAAUUUUAAAGAUGGAAUGAAUGAACAUUGGAGUAUUGAAGAUAUUAAUCAAUCAUUAAUUAAUAAAAUUGGAACAUCUCCACCAAACAAAAAGGAUGUGAUUUUCAUUACAUUUGAUGAUCAAGGAGUUUCCAAUCAUCCAAACCAUAUAUCAUUAUAUUAUGGAACCAAACAUUUUUUCACAAAAUAUUAUCAAAAAAAAUAUCCCAGUAAAUUAUAUGUUUUGAAGAGUUUGAAUUUUCUUGAAAAAUAUUCAUUUACUCUAUUAACCAAUGUUGAGUUAUUCAUUGAUCAAUUAUUCAAAUUUAUUAUCAAUAAUGUAUUAAAAUUAAAGAUCAAUAUUGAUAUUAGUUUUUUCAGUAAUAAUAAUCAUUCAUCAUCAUCAUCAAUCAAAGUUUACUCGGAUUUGAAUAUGUUGAGUGUUAGUUAUGCAGCAAUGGCUUAUGGUCACUUUUCACAAAUGGUGUGGUUUAGAUAUGGUUGGUUAAUUUUUAGUAGAUACUUAACAUUUAAUCAUUUAAUAGAGUAUAAUUAG
Molecule: messenger RNA, 948 nt
Organism: Hyphopichia burtonii NRRL Y-1933
Lineage: Eukaryota; Fungi; Ascomycota; Pichiomycetes; Serinales; Debaryomycetaceae
Product: N-acetylglucosaminylphosphatidylinositol deacetylase
Exons: 1
Coding region: 1-948 (315 amino acids)
Biological process (GO): GPI anchor biosynthetic process
Cellular component (GO): endoplasmic reticulum
Molecular function (GO): N-acetylglucosaminylphosphatidylinositol deacetylase activity
Source: RefSeq, a predicted model, not a curated record